Messenger RNA from Chenopodium quinoa (quinoa), 2266 nucleotides. Its product is annotated as probable polygalacturonase. The record is from RefSeq and is a predicted model, not a curated record. The transcript has 5 exons. Bases 366 to 1823 code for a protein of 485 amino acids. NCBI's taxonomy places the organism in Eukaryota, Viridiplantae, Streptophyta, Magnoliopsida, Caryophyllales, Amaranthaceae. Gene Ontology annotation, biological process: carbohydrate metabolic process. Gene Ontology annotation, molecular function: polygalacturonase activity.
AUACUUGUAUAUUUUUAGGCCUAAACUAUUAGAUUAAGAUUUUGGUUGAGUUGGUCCUAUAUUAUGAUAUCGGAAAUGUCGGUGUCCCUCCAACCGUCUUGGCUUUUUUUGCACUAUUUCACUUUUUUUUUUUUUUUUUUUUUUCAUUCACUAGUGUAGCUAGGUAGCUAGUUAGAAACUGCUUGAGAGUUGAGACCUUGAGUGCCUGACUACUGCCACCUUUCUUCUUUUUUUACACUUUAUCUCCAUGUAAUCCAUCAAUUUCCCACCUCUCAAUUUUCUCUCUCCAAAAACAAAAAAAAAACACCCAAAUCAAAUCCCUAAAAUCCCACAUUUUUCAACCAUAUAAAAAUCCCCCAUUUCAAAUGGAAGAUGAAAAACCAUUACUGGGUACAUUCUUCAAUGGCGGAACCAUAAUUCGUCGACCAACAUGGGCGUUUCUUUUGCUAUUUUUCACAACUUUUGCCGUUUUUACCCUCCCUUUUACCACUAAAACGUUUUCUUCUCCUCCUUCUUCUUCUUCUUGGCCGCUUCCGGGUCAUUCCGAGUCACGGGUUGAUCCGGAUUCAUGCUCCGGGUUCUUCCGGCCCGACCCGCCGAGGAAGUUUGUGGUGUCAAUCACGGAGUUUGGUGGUGUUGGAGAUGGUGUAACUUCCAACACCGACGCGUUUCGUAAAGCUGUUGGGUAUUUGAAACGUUUCGAGAAUAAAGGUGGGUCCCAGCUUAAUGUUCCUCAAGGAAGAUGGGUUACUGGAAGCUUCAAUCUUACCAGUAAUUUCACGCUUUUUCUUGAAAAGGGUGCUGUUAUUUUGGGAUCUCAGGAUCCAAAGGAGUGGCCGAUCAUUGAGCCUUUGCCAUCAUAUGGAAGAGGAAGAGAGAGGUUAGGUGCCAGACAUAUUAGUCUCAUCCAUGGAAACUCCAUCAGCAAUGUUGUCAUUACAGGACAGAAUGGGACAAUUGAUGGACAAGGAAGAAUGUGGUGGGAUUUAUGGUGGAACAGAACACUGGAGCAUACUAGAGGCCAUCUUGUUGAGCUUGCUAAUUCUCAUAAUAUCCUGAUUUACAACCUCACAUUUCGAAAUUCUCCAUUUUGGACCAUUCAUCCUGUGUAUUGCAGGAAUGUUGUAAUCAGGAAGAUGACAAUAUUGGCUCCUCUAAAUGCCCCAAAUACAGAUGGUAUAGACCCAGAUUCAAGCACAGAAGUAUGCAUUGAAGACUGUUACAUUGAGAGUGGGGAUGAUCUUGUGGCUGUGAAGAGUGGGUGGGAUCAAUAUGGCAUUGCCAUGGCACGUCCCAGCUCAAACAUAAUAGUGAGAAGAAUUUCUGGCACAACUCCAACAUGCUCAGGUGUUGGAAUAGGUAGUGAGAUGUCUGGUGGAAUAUCUAACAUAACCAUAGUUGAUAUUCAUGUCUGGAAUUCGGCGGCUGGGGUCAGGAUUAAAACUGAUGUCGGGCGAGGAGGAUACAUAACGAAUAUCUCAAUAUCAAACCUAAGAUUGGAGAGGGUAAAAAUACCCAUUAAGUUCAGUAGGGGUGCUAAUGAUCAUUCUGAUGACAAGUGGGACCCAAAGGCCAUUCCCAAAGUUGGUAAGGUGUUUAUCAGUAAUGUAGUUAGCUUGAACUCGAAGAGAGCACCUGAAAUACUUGGCAUUGAGGGUUCACCUUAUGAAGGUAUAUGCAUGAGAAACGUAAAUAUUUCUGGCCUCCCCCCAUCAGCUAAAUGGCACUGUGAACAUGUUUCCGGUUUUGCAAGCGAGGUGUUUCCACCUCCAUGUCCUCAGUUUCAAGUUGAUAGUUCACCGUCAUCAUGUGGGUUUACAUGAAUGUUAAACUAGUUCCCAAGUUAUCAGACUUCAAUCAUUUCCUGCAGUUGAUCUCAAAGAUCAUAAGUUCAUAAUGGUGAAAAUUGAAGACACAAAAGAGGCUUGAAGAUAUUGGCUUAUACUGUAUCAUACCAUACUUUCAGGGCUCAGAAGCAGAAAAAAUAUCUUUACUGAUGCAACAUCAACCAGCACCUUCCAGGCCAAGUGAGCUUUUGUGAUUUUAGAAACCACAAGUUUUUGUUAUGACAGAUACAGAUUGAUGACCAGAUUCCAGCCCGAUGGUUCGCUUUAUUGUAUUACUAUUCGUUCAAUUUUUUGCACAUUUCUAACUUGUGAUGACUUUGGAACACUUAUUCAUCUCAAGGAGGAAUACAAACAUCGAUACGUGUACAUGUUGAGUAGAAAUUUUUUCAAAGCCGAGAAAUCUAAUUAUCAAUUACCAA